AGCUGUCAAACCGAGUCCGAACGGCGGCCGGCGCGAACGUACUUCGACGAACUCACAAGUCUCGUCGUUCGCGGUGACAGUGUGUGCUCGCGCUAUACGACUCGCAUGACGGUAAACAUCGGAGGGAGAUGAACGGCACCACGACGACGGUGAACGGCGGCGCCGUCAACGGUACCGCCGGCGCUCUCAACGGGCUCGCAGCGGCGCCUCGCACAGCCACGCUCGGAACUCCUGGCGGCUAUGCGUACACGUCCAGCGGGUCAUUGCUGGGGCGCGGGGGUUCAGCACGUCCGGUGCCGCCGCCCACAUUGCCCAAGUACAGCGGCUCCUUCAGCGCCGGCAGCACGCUCAGCGCAACCGGGCUGCGCGAGCGCGACCGGGAGGGUGCCGGCGGCUCUCACCGCCUCGCCAGCCUCGAGCGGCUCGCCCUGCGGCAGCGCAUCAUAGAGCAGAGCGCUAACAAUCAGGUGGCUAGCGCGACCUCCCUCAAUGCGACUGCGACCACGAGCAAUGGACCUACCGCGGCCACUGCCACCCUCACCGACACUGCCACGUUACAAAGUAAACGUGAGCUGUUCUUCAAGUCGGAGUCAGUGAGCGGCAGCGCGGGCCUUCCGAGCGGUGCGCCCCCCGCACCUCCCGUCGCACCCUCCGCGCUCAAGGAUGCGCUGGCCAAGAGGUCCGCGACUUUGCCCGACGCCCUCGAAAACAACCACCAUGAGCCUAAUGGGAUCAAGAUCAACAGCACGCUGGAUACCGGCAAGGCUGCGCCGCCGCAGAUGCCCGCUCCCCCGCCACCCACUACAGCGCCGCCAUCAUCUCUUAGGAAUAUAGACAAUAUUAAGAAACCCGAGCAUCCUCCAGUUGCUCCAAAACCGGAAUUACCUAAGAUAGAGAAACCAAAGACCAAAGAACUAGAUGGUUACGUGGGCUUCGCGAAUCUCCCCAACCAGGUGUACAGGAAGGCUGUGAAAAAAGGGUUUGAGUUCACACUUAUGGUUGUUGGUGAAACAGGCCUCGGCAAAUCGACGUUAAUAAACUCGUUGUUUCUGACCGAGGUGUACGACAGAGACAAACAUCCAGGGCCGUCGUUGCGGGUCAAGAAGACAGUGGGAGUGGAGACGAGCGUCGUUUUACUUAAAGAAAACGGAGUCAAUUUAACACUAACGAUCGUCGAUACACCUGGAUUCGGUGAUGCUGUCGACAACAGCAAUUGUUGGCAACCGAUAAUCGACUUCGUGGAAUCAAAAUACGAGGAGUUUUUGAACGCGGAGUCGCGCGUGACGCGCAAGGCGGCGCCGCCCGACACGCGCGUGCACUGCUGCCUGUACUUCAUCGCGCCCAGCGGACACGGCCUCAAGCCGCUCGACGUCGAGUUCAUGCAGCGGCUCGGCGACAAGGUCAACAUCAUACCGGUCAUCGCUAAAGCGGACACCAUGACCCCGGAGGAGUGCAAGGACUUUAAGGAACAGAUAAUGAAGGAGAUCGCGCAACACAAGAUCAAGAUCUACGAGUUCCCGGAGUGCGGGGGCGGGGCGGGCGGGGCGAGCGUGGCGGGCGGCGCGGGGGAGGAGGGCGAGGGCGCGGAGGCGACGCGCUCGCUGAAGGCGCGCGUGCCCUUCGCCGUCGUGGGCGCUAACACCGUCAUCGAGGCCGAGGGAAGGCGCAUUCGCGGCCGCAAGUACCCCUGGGGCAUCGCUGAAGUGGAGAAUCUGGAGCACUGCGAUUUCCUAGCGCUUCGCAACAUGGUGAUCAGGACUCACCUCCAGGACCUGAAGGAUGUGACGAGCUCCGUGCACUACGAGAACUACCGCUGCCGCAAGCUGGCCGGCCUCUCGCACGACGGCAAGCCGCACAGGAUCAACUCCAACAAGAAUCCGUUAGCUCAAAUGGAAGAGGAAAAACGAGAGCACGAUCUUAAAAUGAAGACAAUGGAAAGCGAAAUGGAACAGGUGUUCGAGAUGAAGGUGCGCGAGAAGCGCGCCAAGCUGAAGGAGUCGGAGGCGGAGCUGGCGCGGCGGCACGAGGCGACGCGGCGCGCGCUGGAGGCGCAGGCGCACGAGCUGGAGGAGCGCCAGCGCGCGCUGCACGCCGAGCGCGCCGCCUGGGAGCGCGACACCGGCCUCUCGCUCGACGACCUGCGCCGCCGCUCGCUCGAGGCCAACAGCAAGGAGACCGUAGAUGGAAAGGAUAAGAAGGAUAAAAAAAAGAAAGGUUUGUUCUAGGCCUCCGACUUAUGGCGUCGGCCUCGCACCCACCGUACGUAACACACGUGUGACUAACCUGUCGCCAUUGUGCCACACGACACGACACGACACGACUAUUUACAAUGGAUACUUUUAAUAUUUUCUCCUAAUCACUGUUUAACUUACGUACUUCUUUGGCAUCGGUUAUUGUACAAGGUGCCGGUGUUGUAAUAUGGUAACAAAAUUAUUUUUUACCACUUACCAAAGAUUUUAAUACAUAGAUAGGUGUUUACUAAUUAGUAAAAUAGCACAUAAAUUAACAAAAUAAACCAACUUCUUCACCAUAUGAGAACAAAAAUAUGUUUCUUUUCUUUAUUUUCACAUAGUUUCUUUUAAUUUGUAAUUUCUAGUUGAUGAGUGUUGAGUAUUAUACAAAGGCCUAUCUAUGUGUAAGAAUCUUAUUCUUCAUUCAAUGUGUGUCUUCAACUUGUAUAGACACGUGACGUCAGACGUCACAUGACGUCAUUCACAGCGCCGAGUGUCAUUUUGUAUUAAAUCGUGUUGUCCCUCGACUCACAAAUCGCUUCCCACUAACUCGUGUAUAAAAUGUACCUUUUUAAAACUUUAAUAUUUCCGCGUUAGCUCAAUGAGAUUUUAAGAGAUUUGAUUGUUAUCUAUUAACUAAAAUUCUUGAACAUAGUGCCAUUGUCUGAAUAGUGACGAUUGUUGUAUCUCGUUAACUGUUUUACUCGCUAAGUAUGUAAACUCUAUGUACAAUACUAGACGCACGGACUAUAUACAACGAGGGAGGGAAGAUAAAGGGAGCUAAAUGUCGACUACAUUUUUAUUCGCUUAAUAGCAAGGAAUACAUAUUUGAAUAUUGACUUGUCGGGAAUUCUCUCGUGUUGAAAAUUGACAAUGAUACAAUAUUUACUAAAACAUGGUUAACCAUUUUAAAUCCUAGUAGUACGAGCCCCCCCUUGCUAUCAGAUGACGUCACGUCGUAAUAAUGUCACAGUAUGAUACGUCAGGAAUAUAUUAGUCUAAUGACGUCACGAUAUAACUGUGAUGACGUCACGACGUGAUAGAAUCUCAGAGCGCAGUCUGGCCCUCUGUGUAUGGUCCGGGCGUUAAAUUAUAUGUCAUUUAAUUUUGAAAUUGUGCUUAUAAUGGGAAAAACAUUCACUAAUCAAAGGGAUCUGUUUUAUACUUUGUAUAUAGUAUAGUAUUUGCUAAUUCUUUUAGUUUAAGUUAUUUAAGAAGUGAUAAACAUUUGGUAUUUUACAAGCGAUGAAUUUUGUACGACAUUCGAAAUUAUUCUAUGUCAUUUGGACCAAAUAGUAGUUUACACAAACUAUUGUAAUCUUGGUCCGGAUUUGCUGUUGUCUUAAAUAUAUUUUUUAAAGUUCACCUGAGUUCUUAAAUUUGUAGUUGUAAGUUGGUAUUUUUUUUGCAAAAUUUUGUGGGCCAUUAUUUAUUUAUUAUUCCAUUAAACCUUAAGUUUUCGGAAAUGUAUUUAUUAUUCAUAUGUACGAUGAAAGUUCGGGUUAAGCAUUUGCUAAGAUUGUACAAAUUAAUGGAGAAAAUUCGAUUCGAGACUUCGACUUUGUGAUCCAGGGCAUCGAGGGCUUAUUAUUAUUGAAUUUCUUUUUCAGAUUGGUCUUUUAAAAGUGUUGCAACAGGAAUAGUGUUGUAGUGAUCUGCACAAGUUAAAACAAUCUUCAUACACAAAUGUACUCGAACAACGACCACAAAGACUAUCGGACACAUCGGACAUAAAAGUACCUUUUAUCCAGCAGUGUUCGUUUAAACUUUGUAUUAUGUAAGACGUUUUCCAUGACAAAGCAUUUAUUUAAUAAGUUUGGCCUAAUUUUAUAUGACAUUUCCAUCAAGAAGUAAUUUUUAGCAAGGUUUGUGUGCGCAGCAAUCGGUCAACACAACUUCAAAGGCAGAAUCGCACGAUCUUUGACUUGACAAACGUCCACAAUGUUGCCAAAGUAGCUUGUAAUUGGUCAGCUUUAAGCGACUAAAGGCGCGGCCACAUCGGAGCGUAUUAGUAUUCGUUAGUACACACGAGCGAUAGUAAAUCGUAUAUCUUUUGAAAAGAUAUUCGCGGCCGAUGUGGCCAAACGUUUAAGGUACGGAAUUUGAUCGUAAAGCAAGACGCCACCAAUAUCGUUUACGGCUCAGCUCAAAGUUAAAUAAUAAUUAGGCACUUUUGAAAUUUCAAUAAGAUAGUUAAAGUAAUUGACGCUAGCGAUUUAUGCAUACGAGUUUGAAAUAUCGAUUUCAUGAUGAUAGAAUUUAUUGCAUUGUAGGUUUUUCGAAUAAUAUCGCAUUUAGGAAAUACACAAUUCUAAAUUUUGAUGUGGUUUCGACUUUUUUACUAUUUAGGUGCGGGUUUUUUCCGCUUGAUCGGUGCAAAUGAAUGCCUAAGAGAUUAUCAAAAUUGGUAACCGUUAUAACUCGGUAUUGGGAUGAUUAUUCGAUGUUGGUUAACAUCGAUAUUUGGCAUUGUAUAAGAAUCGAUUGUGUUAGUAUCAAUGUGAAGGCAACAUCGGUGAUUUGUACUAGAUAUAUCGUGCUUAGUGAUAUUAAUGUAUGCUCAUAGGUCAGUUGUGAGAUAGGCUCUAGCUAGAUGUUAGCGUUUCAUUGUAUUCGUAAGGGGCCGAGGGCGAGGAGCUUCGCAACAAGCGUUGUUGCUUCAGUGCAGAGUUUGUCGAACAUAUUAGCAGGACGGAUAUCAUAUUCUAUCAUAAAUAACAUAUAUAUUAAAGGAUGUUUGUUUUAUAACUAUAUACUUUAUUGUAUACAUGUUUUAUUAAGAUUUUAUGUGUAAAUAUUUUCUUGUAAUCGUUCGAUUACUCGAAUUUCUAUUUGACAUGUUACUCAAUGAAACGUAAUUUAUGAAAUGCAUAAUCUUUAUUUAAUCUACAUGCCAUGGUUGAAUUCGUAUUAUUUCCUACACUACAGUAUUGACUUCCGCUAUUACAUUAGAAAUUUAGACAUUAAGGGAUAUGCUUAAUUUUGUAUUUUAUGUAGGGUGUUGACCCGUUUUACCAUACAGUUCAUUUGCUUAGUCAUUACAAAGGAUAUGACGAUAUGUUGGAGCGCAAUGAAGUUUGGACGAUGUAAUAUAUUGUACCUUUGAAUAAAUAUAAAUAAAUACGUAAUAUAUAGGAA
Papilio polytes (common Mormon) is the source of this 5369-nucleotide messenger RNA. RefSeq names its product septin-7 (gene pnut). Lineage: Eukaryota; Metazoa; Arthropoda; Insecta; Lepidoptera; Papilionidae. Gene Ontology annotation, biological process: cytoskeleton-dependent cytokinesis; cilium assembly. Bases 129 to 2225 code for a protein of 698 amino acids. The record is from RefSeq and is a predicted model, not a curated record. Gene Ontology annotation, cellular component: septin complex; microtubule cytoskeleton; cell division site. Gene Ontology annotation, molecular function: GTP binding; molecular adaptor activity; GTPase activity. The transcript has 10 exons.